Leguminivora glycinivorella is the source of this 1650-nucleotide messenger RNA. RefSeq names its product putative odorant receptor 92a. The record is from RefSeq and is a predicted model, not a curated record. Gene Ontology annotation, biological process: sensory perception of smell; detection of chemical stimulus involved in sensory perception of smell. Gene Ontology annotation, molecular function: odorant binding; olfactory receptor activity. NCBI's taxonomy places the organism in Eukaryota, Metazoa, Arthropoda, Insecta, Lepidoptera, Tortricidae. The coding region runs from base 447 to 1562 and encodes 371 amino acids. The transcript has 8 exons. Gene Ontology annotation, cellular component: plasma membrane.
AGAGACAAAAAGUAGCCUAUGUCACUCUUCAUCCCUUCAACUAUCUCCACUUAAAUAUAAGUAUUUCUUAUUUUUAUAUUUUUCACUAAUGUUGGUACAGUGUCAUAUGUGCCAUGUAAUAUGUUUUGUUUUUGUCUGUGUCGUCCAUAACAUUGUGUUUUAUUUUUCGUUUUAGCUUCCCGGCCUAUCCUUCCAAAAAUAAAAUGAAAAUAUCACCGAACACUCGUUUAAAACAAAAAAAAAAGUCAAAAGUCCUCACUCCACGACAUUGGCAGAAUCCACCUGGCUUGAAAUAGCGAGGAGUAAAAGCCAUUCAUAAAAAAAAAGUAUUUCUAACAUAAAUUGUUUAACCGCAUUUAUUUAUAAGACUCGCAAACUCGUAAUUAAGACUAUCAGAAUUUAUGGGCUACUACUGAUACCGGUCUGCAUUACUGUUCUACAUUUUUAUGAUUAUUGCUUUUGUCCAGAUGGUUUUCCUUUUGUAUUUUCGAGAACAUUCCGAGUAUAUCUACUCCUGUUUUAUAACGAUAAAUGGGUGUAACACUAAAGAACGUGGUGAUAUGGAUACGCUGGCGCGUGUGAUGUUCCUCUUGCUCUGCCAUGUAACAUCGAUUGCCAAGCAAAUCGUAUUCAUGGUGCGUGCUUCUCGCAUCGCUAAACUCGUACAAGACUUCGAUGAUAUGGCAUAUAAUCCGGAAGAGACAACAAGAAAAAAUCUACUCAUAGAAAGAGCACAAGGGAUGUCGCGGCUUGGAGCAGCGUACGCAGGAACUGCAGCGCUUACCUGUGCUUUAUGGACUAUAUUUCCAUUCCUUGCGCGCAUGGGUGGCACGCGCGUUAUUUUUGCUCUAUGGGUACCCUUCGCCUAUUAUUCCUGGCCUGAGUUUCUUAUUGUUCUCAUGUAUACGCAUUACGUCACAUCUUUGGUUGGAAUUGCUAAUACGACUAUGGACGCUUUUAUUGCUGGCAUACUUGGACAGUGCAAGACGCAGCUAACCAUACUAAAAAUGGACUUUGAGUCUUUGGCAGAGAGGGCACAUGAACGUGCACUUGAAACUGGGGAACAAGUAGACGAGGCAGCUGCAGCUCUUUUCGUCCGCUGCAUUAAGCACCACCAUAAGAUUUGCGACACAUCGCGCGAAGUGCAAGCGAUCUUUGGCGGAGUAGUGUUGCUACAGUUUGGUAUUGGUGGUUGGAUUCUCUGUAUGGCGGCUUACAAAAUUGUCGGUCUUAGUAUAGCUUCUCUGGAAUUUGUAUCAAUGGUGAUGUUCCUAAUGUGCAUUCUCACCGAGCUCUUUCUUUACUGCUUUUAUGGCAACGAGGUUGCUGUAGAGAGUGCACAAGUGAGCGAUGCGAUAUACGGGAUGGAAUGGGUGGGGCCAGAUGGGGUUGGAAAAGAGGUCCGACAGGCCUUGCCGUUUGUCAUAUGUUGCAGCGCCGGCGCCGCUCGCCGCCCCCUUCGACCCGCUGCUUUGUUCAUCCCGCUUUCGCUUGAGACCUUCGUUACGAUCAUCAAGUCGUCCUACACAUUCUACGCGAUGCUGCGACAAACUCAACGUUGAAUAAAUAUGAAAAACCCGCCACCAGGAUCACUAACGUUAGUUUUUAGUCUACUUACAAUAGAAGAGGUACUGAAUAAAAGCAAUGUAU